Messenger RNA from Talaromyces amestolkiae, 930 nucleotides. RefSeq lists its product as uncharacterized. The transcript is spliced from 6 exons. The record is from RefSeq and is a predicted model, not a curated record. Lineage: Eukaryota; Fungi; Ascomycota; Eurotiomycetes; Eurotiales; Trichocomaceae. The coding region runs from base 1 to 930 and encodes 309 amino acids. Gene Ontology annotation, cellular component: mitochondrion.
AUGUUGUCGCACUCGACACAGCUGCAAGCCGUCGCAAAACUGUACACUUCUCAGUCCAAACGUCUCUUCUCGUCGUCCACACUCCUCAAAGUCGAAUUGGCAUAUCAGUUGAUUGAGCCAUCGGCGCAAGACAAAAAGCGUGAUGGACAGCCUAUCGUGUUUAUGCAUGGGUUCAUGGGGAACAAGCUGAACAAUCGCACACUGGCACGAGAUUUGAAUCGCGAUAUCUACAUUGUGGACCUUCGAAAUCAUGGCGAUUCCCCACACGCGCCAGAACACACAUACACCCAUCUCGCCGAAGAUGUGUCUGAUUUCAUCAAGCAACACCGUCUGGGAAAGACCGUCCUGAUGGGGCACUCAAUGGGUGCCAAAGCUGCCAUGGUCCUUGCUCUGCAAUCGCCCGAGACUGUUACGGCGCUGAUUCCCGUCGACAAUGCGCCUGUAUCCGCCAUGCUGGGCUCCCCAUUCAAUGACUACGUCAAAGGCAUGAAAGAAAUAUCCGAAGCCCGCGUAACAAAGCAGAGUGAAGCUGACAAAAUACUGGCCAAAUACGAACCGUCCCUCGCAAUUCGGCAAUUCCUCCUCACAAACCUAAUUCGCGACCCUUCAAACGACAACAAAACCCUCAAAUUCCGCGUACCGCUCGACACUCUAGGGUCAAACCUCGGCGAAAUGGCCGAUUUCCCCUGGAAAUUCGACCGCGAAAAUGCCGCCAACAACGCAGAUCUCCCAACGUACACCGGUCCAACGCUGAUUGUGCGUGGGUUGCAGUCCAAAUACGUCAGUCAGAAGAGGUUACCGGCCGUGAAGCAUUUCUUCCCCAAUGCUCAGAUUGCGGGUAUUGAUGCGGGCCAUUGGGUGAUUUCGGAGAAGCCGGAGGAGUUUCGGCAGGCGGUGAUCAAGUUCUUCCGUGAGAACGAUAUUGAGUAA